CUUUACUCCUACUCCUACUCCUUACUCCACCUAUUGUAGAUCGAGUCUUAUGGCUACGGCAAUUUGUUUGUGAAGGCUCUUUUAGCGGGCUCGUAGUAAAGAGAUGAAAAUUGGCUAGUAUUGUUCUGUUUUGACAAAGCAACACCGAUAUAAGAUAAUUUACGAUGAGUGAUAACAAAACAACAAAAGAAACAGAUGAAGAUACUUCCAUCUUGAUUGAAUCACAUAAAUUGCUGUUCAAAGAGAGGGAAGAUCAGAUUAUGUUACUGAAGGCUCUUUUUAAAUAUGGGUGCCCAAAUUUAUCCUUUGAAUCUUUUCCUCUUAUGCCUCCAGAAACAGUUAAUGAAGCAAUAAAAAUAAAACUUGAAAAAUUGCAUAAUGUUUUUCAAAAUAUACCUUCGUUAGUUCAUUGGCUGCAUGGUGAAGUAUUUAAGAAUGUUGAGUCUAUACCUAUGGCAUUAUUAUUCAUUGAAUGGUAUGAACAGCAUCCUUCUCAUGAGAAUAAUACAGAAUGCAACUUUAGAGAGAUAUAUCACUUUCUUUAUAAGCUGACAAUGAAUCAAGUUCCUACACCUAUUUCACAGAAAUCUGCAAAAGUAUUACAUACUAUAAUUACAGAAGUUUUAAGUGAGGCAUGGCUGGAUAAACAACAGGAGCUUUUAACAUAUUGUAGUGAAAUAUUUAAAUAUAGGAGAGCACUUCACAGACGUGUGUAUCACGGUAAAAGGAAAAUCUGAGGAGGAAUACAAUGCAUCAUCUUCCAGUUUGGAAUUCCAGUUCUGUGUUUUAUUGUCUGUUUCGAAACUAAUCAACGACUCCUCCUUCUUUUCUUUUGUUGGUUUCUUUGAGGCCUUGCUUGUCUGCUUGAUAUCACUGCCCCACUCCCAAUCGCGAUUCGAGAACAGAAGAGUGCUAUCAGCAAAUACAAGAUAUUUAAGACAAACUUACUUCGAACUGGAACUUCUCACAAGAGAUGAUUUUUCAUUGGAACGAUUGGAUUGUAUCGAGUCACUAUUCUGCCAAAUGAUUGACUUGGACUCCAACUUCCUCUAAUAAUGUGCCAUCACGAACCUAAUGAUGUAUUUUAAAAGAAAACAAGAGAAACAAAAUAAAAACACAAUUUAAA
Messenger RNA from Odontomachus brunneus, 1126 nucleotides. RefSeq lists its product as uncharacterized. Lineage: Eukaryota; Metazoa; Arthropoda; Insecta; Hymenoptera; Formicidae. The transcript has 7 exons. The coding region runs from base 165 to 737 and encodes 190 amino acids. The record is from RefSeq and is a predicted model, not a curated record.